Molecule: messenger RNA, 1783 nt
Organism: Polyodon spathula (Mississippi paddlefish)
Lineage: Eukaryota; Metazoa; Chordata; Actinopteri; Acipenseriformes; Polyodontidae
Product: DNA polymerase beta-like
Exons: 14
Coding region: 155-1162 (335 amino acids)
Biological process (GO): double-strand break repair via nonhomologous end joining
Cellular component (GO): nucleus
Molecular function (GO): DNA-directed DNA polymerase activity; DNA binding
Source: RefSeq, a predicted model, not a curated record
CGCAGUGCGUCGUGUGAGCUCCACUCCCGUGCAGUACAUUGACUGUUUUUGUAUUGCUUGUGAGGGUCGUUUCUAUUUUGGUUCAGUACUGGAUAUUUUUUUUUUUUUAAUAUCUAUAUAAAAUCGCCUCGCCUAUUACACGGCACACGGCAAGAUGAGCAAGCGAAAAGCCCCGCAGGAGAGUCCGAACGAAGGCAUUACUGAUUUCCUGACAGAGCUGGCCAAUUACGAGCGGAAUGUGAACAGAGCGAUCCACAAGUACAACGCAUACAGGAAAGCUGCCUCUGUUAUCUCCAAGUACCCGGACAAGAUAAAGAAUGGAAACGAAGCCAAGAAGCUGGAUGGUGUUGGUGCGAAGAUAGCAGAGAAGAUCGAUGAGUUUCUGUCCACCGGGAAGCUCCGGAAAAUCGAGAAGAUCCGCAACGAUGACACCAGCUCUUCAAUCAACUUCCUCACCAGAGUGACAGGCAUUGGGCCCGCUGCAGCCCGCAAGUUUGUGGAGGAGGGAGUGAAGACCCUGGACGAUCUGAAGAAGAUUGAACACAAGCUCAACCAUCAUCAGCAGAUUGGCCUCAAGUAUUUUGAGGAUUUUGAGAAGAGAAUCCCCAGAGCUGAGAUGCUGAAGAUGCAGGACCUCAUUCUGAGCGAGCUGGAGAAGCUGGAUCCAGAGUACAUUGGCACCGUCUGCGGCAGCUUCAGGAGAGGUGCAGAGUCGAGUGCAGUUGAUAUCCAGUGUAUGCACCCUAACCUCCCGGGGCUGCUUUUUGUUUUCCAGCCCAAGCUGCUGCAUGCGAUCGUGGAUCACCUGCAAGGGACUGGCUUCAUCACCGACACUCUGUCCAAGGGGGAGACCAAGUUCAUGGGGGUGUGCAAGCUGUCAGAUGAUGAUGAGGGCUCCGACUACCUCCACCGCAGAAUUGAUAUUAGAUUGAUCCCCAAGGAUCAGUAUUACUGCGGCGUUCUGUACUUCACUGGCAGCGACAUCUUCAACAAGAACAUGCGGACCCACGCCUUGGAGAAGGGCUUCACUCUGAACGAGUACACCAUCCGCCCGCUGGGGGUCACGGGCGUGGCCGGCGAGCCUCUCCCAGUGGACAGUGAGCAGGACAUCUUUGAGUACAUCGAGUGGAGAUACCGUGAGCCUAAGGACCGCAGCGAGUGAUUGUCCAGCAGCGUCCAGCCCCCACUGACCAAGAAACAAAGUGGGGUGUGCGAGGAUUGCAUUGCUGAGUGGGUGGGGGUUUAGGGUUAGCAUCAAGAGUGUUGAUUUCUGCACAACUCAAAUUUAUCUUGAACAAUAAUCCAUCCUAAUCCUUUCUAAUUAAAGCCUUAGGAAGUCCUUCAUAUUUUAUCAUUUUUAAAUGUUAUUUUAAUAAGCAGUCUGUGGUGCUGCCAUCUGGUUACGAGUCUGAGAGCAGCGUGGGAGUGCCAGGUAUGUGCAGUAUAUACAAACAGGCCCCCUGCUGGCUGAUUACAGUAAUUACACUGCUGUUGUAGAAGCGUUAUAUUGCCUUUUCAUUAUCACCUGGCCGAGAUCAAAUGAUGUUAAAAUUAAUUACAAAGCCAGACUCCCAGCCUACCCAUUGAAUUAGGAUUGUGAUCUUAUUUAUUUAACAAGUUACCAUGAAGAAAGAAAGGCAGGCAGAAUUUAGGAACCCUUCUUGUGUUCAGAGUUGGCCUCUUUCCUCUCAGUUCCAUCUCUUCCUCUCAGCUCUGAGUAAGAUACAGGCAGGAAGACUGGGUGUUAGUUGAGGGGGCACCCCAAUAAAAUUCCAUCAACACA